AUGGAAAAACAACCGGCGAGCAGCUGGAGCAUCCACACCCGCCCGGAGAUAAUCGCCAAAUACGAGAUCUUCGAGCGAGUCGGAUCCGGAGCCUACGCCGACGUCUACCGCGCUCGUCGCAUCUCCGACGGUCUCAUCGUCGCUCUCAAGGAGAUCUUCGAUUACCAAUCCGCCUUCCGAGAGAUCGACGCCCUCUCGAUCCUCCAUGGAUCUCCAAACGUCGUCGUUAUGCACGAGUACUUCUGGCGUGAGGAAGAGAACGCAGUGAUCGUCCUCGAGUUUCUCAGGUCGGAUCUGGCGGCGGUGAUCCGAGAUGCUAAGAGGAGGAAGAAGAAAGGGGAAGAAGGGUUUAGGGUUGGGGAGAUUAAGAGAUGGAUGGUUCAGAUUCUGGAUGGAGUUGAUGCUUGUCAUAGGAGUUUGAUUGUUCAUAGAGAUUUGAAGCCUGGGAAUAUGUUGGUUGGUGAUGAUGGAGUGCUUAAGCUUGCUGAUUUUGGUCAGGCUAGGAUACUAAUGGAGCCUGAUGUCGUCGCUUCAGAGGAGAAUCAACAGGAAGAAGAGCCACCAGAAGUGAUUCCUGAUUAUGUGAACUCGUCUCAGAAAGGGCUCGAUGGUGAGGAACAUGAAGUGUUGAGUAAAGAGGAGUACUUUCGACAGGUGGAAGAGCUCAAGGCUAAGCAAGUUGUGAGAGAUGAUAAUAUUGAUAAGGACUCUAACGUGUAUGAUGGAGACGCGUCUUGCCUUGCGACGUGUACCGUUAGUGAAAUGGAUGAUGAUUUCGGGACGAACUCUUUUGCUUAUGAUGCUGAUGAGGGAUUGGAUGGUGGAGAAGGUUUGAUGACGUCUUGUGUAGGAACUAGAUGGUUUAGGCCACCGGAACUGUUGUAUGGAUCUACAAUGUAUGGGUUGGAGAUCGAUCUGUGGUCGCUUGGUUGUGUGUUUGCGGAACUCUUGUCUCUUGAGCCUUUGUUUCCAGGAGUUUCGGAUAUUGAUCAGAUUAGUAGAGUGACCAGCGUGCUGGGGAAUUUAAACGAAGAGGUUUGGGCUGGCUGUGUUGAUCUUCCAGACUACAAGUCUAUCUCGUUUGCUAAUGUAGAGUCUCCUCUUGGUAUAGAAGGAUGUCUUCCAAACCAUUCAGGAGAUGUGAUAGCGCUGCUCAAGAAGCUCAUCUGUUACGAUCCAGCUAGUAGAGCUACUGCUAUGGAGUUGUUGAAUGACAAAUAUUUUAAGGAUGAGCCUCUUCCUGUUCCAGUUUCAGAGCUCUAUGUGCCUCCGGCAAUGAGUGGGCCAGAUGAUGAGGAUUCUCCUAGAAUGUGGAAUGACCACAGAGAUAUGGAUUCAGAUUCAGAUUUUGACGGCUUUGGUCCAGUGAAUGUGAAGCCUACAAGUAGUGGAUUUACAAUAGAAUUCCCCUGA
Molecule: messenger RNA, 1413 nt
Organism: Eruca vesicaria subsp. sativa (arugula)
Lineage: Eukaryota; Viridiplantae; Streptophyta; Magnoliopsida; Brassicales; Brassicaceae
Source: the annotation of a GenBank genome assembly